Molecule: messenger RNA, 1272 nt
Organism: Drosophila bipectinata
Lineage: Eukaryota; Metazoa; Arthropoda; Insecta; Diptera; Drosophilidae
Product: putative nuclease HARBI1
Source: RefSeq, a predicted model, not a curated record
CUGAACAGCUGUUGUUUGUAAAACAAAUAAGCAACAUGAAUUCAAACGGAUUGGAUUUGGGUGUUUGCUUUAUGUAUUUCGCCGCUAAGGAGAUAAUAAAGAAAAAGAAAGCUAAUCGUCAUGCCAGAAAAAACGAUUACUUGCUUAAGAGAAACGUAAACGGAAGAUUUGCAAGCGAUUUCGACAGAAUGGUAAAGACGCCAACAGUUUUCUUUGAAAACUUUCAUAUGUCGGUCAGCAACUUUGAGGAAUUGUUCACCUUAGUAAUGCCUCGUUUGGUACAGAACAGAACUUCCCGUUCGGAUGCAAUACCACUGCAAGCAAAAUUGGCCCUUACCCUGGAGUACCUCGCUUGCGGAUCCUUGCAACGUCCUGUGGCCUCAUGCUACCACAUAAGUGAGCAAGAUGUGGGUGUUAUUAUUCCACAAGUUUGCGAUGCUAUAUGUGUGGCGUUGUCUGGUGAUAUCGAGGCAUGGGAUGUAAAAGCAAUGAAAACAAGAGCUCAGGAGUUUCAAGGACUAUGUCAAUUUCCGAAUUGUAUUGGGGCUAUAGGUAGCAAGUAUGUUGCCAUAAAAGCUCCACCUAAUUGUGGUAGUGCUUUUUAUAAUUCUAAGGGCUUUCAUUCAAUAAUACUAGUAGCUAUAUGCGACGCAUCCUGCAGAUUUACGUUUAUAGACGUUGGUGCAUAUGGAAGCGAAGGAGACAUGAAGGCAUUCUCAAAGUCUUGGAUUGGAAGGGAGCUACUGGAGGGUAACAUGGAGUUUCCUGAAGACACCACGCUCGGUGGAGUUCGGACUCCAUAUUUCUUGGUUGCAGAUGAUGCUUUUCCGCUACACAAGCGGAUCAUGAAGCCAUACGUCUCCCGCAACCUUACUAAAGAGGAAAGAAUUUUUAAUUACCGUUUGAGCCGAGCCCGACGGUGCAUUGAAAAUGCUCUUGGCAUUUUAAGUGCGAGGUGGGCUGCUGUGCAACCCACUAUACUAUGCCAUCCUGACAGAGCCCAAAAAAUGAUUUCUGCAGCUUGUGUGCUGCAUAAUUAUUGUAUGCGAACCAACCGGGCUAACUACGAGUUAGUCUGUGAGCCUGUGAUUUCUGUGGAGUCUACCGAUUCAGAUACAAACCGUGGGCGGCCUCGCGAAUAUCCGAAAUUUGUGCGAAAUAAUAUAAAAAAUUAUGUUAAUUCGGAUAUGGGAUCUGUUCAAUGGCAAGACGAUUAUGCAGGCAUUUAAAAUAAUUAAGAAAAAGAAAAGAAAUAAAUAUGUAGUAAUUUUA